Molecule: messenger RNA, 266 nt
Organism: Linum tenue
Lineage: Eukaryota; Viridiplantae; Streptophyta; Magnoliopsida; Malpighiales; Linaceae
Source: the annotation of a GenBank genome assembly
AAGUAAAUACAUAUGUUUAUAUUUUUAAUUUAUAUUUUAGGAAAAAUGCUAAAUCCUUCUCCCUCCUCUUUUCUUCUUCCUUCUACAUGACAGCCGCCACCCACACCUUCUCCUUCCCCUUCAUCCCGCAGCCCCUCUGCCUCCUCCAUCCCCUGCUUCUCGAUCCCGAACUGCUCCGCCAGCACCUUCCACAGCUGCUUCCACUUGAACACAUCCCCGUUCAUCACAUUAAACGCCUCGUCCUUCUUGUUCGGGUUCACCGUCGC